Molecule: messenger RNA, 285 nt
Organism: Acaulospora colombiana
Lineage: Eukaryota; Fungi; Glomeromycota; Glomeromycetes; Diversisporales; Acaulosporaceae
Source: the annotation of a GenBank genome assembly
GUUUAUAUGGGUAUGACGAGUACCGUUAAUUACCAAAAUGCAUUUUCAGAAGUUUUUAAGAAUCCUGAUGAUAGUAUCAGUCGUGAGGUAUUGGAAGCGUUAAAAAAAACUGGAGGAGUAAAUGUCGAGAGACAUGUUCAAAGCGCUGCUACCGAGUUCAAGAGAGAUAAUGAUAGACGUGUUCGUAAAGAUCGGGACAUUGCCAAUGUAAUUAAUUAUAAAGAUAUUAUUUCCGAAUAUUGUGAUUGGUUGGGUUCAAAUUUGAUGGAUGAUAUUGGGAUGAAG